Molecule: messenger RNA, 756 nt
Organism: Prunus dulcis (almond)
Lineage: Eukaryota; Viridiplantae; Streptophyta; Magnoliopsida; Rosales; Rosaceae
Product: auxin-induced in root cultures protein 12-like
Exons: 2
Coding region: 1-756 (251 amino acids)
Source: RefSeq, a predicted model, not a curated record
AUGGCUUCCUCUCUUCUUCUUCUUGUGUCAGUUUCAUGGUUCUCUUCCUUCCUGGCUCUGCUAGUCUCACCCGCACAAGCAGACACCUGCACCUCACAGGUAUUCAAUAACAGCAAUCUCUACUCCAGCUGCACCGACCUCCCCGUCCUCAGCUCCUACCUCCACUGGACCUACGAUACCUCCAACUCCUCUCUGUCCAUCGCCUUCAUCUCUACACCCCCCCAAUCUGACGGCUGGGUAGCGUGGGGCAUCAACCCCACCUCCACCAAGAUGGCUGGGGCACAGAUACUCUUGGCCUACAACACAGAUAGUGGGAUCCCAACCGUCAAAACCUUCAACAUCAGCGCAUACACCUCCUUGGUACCGGGAAAACUCUCGUUUGAUAUCUGGGACAUCAGCUCCGAGUUCUCCGACGGAACGUUCAAGAUCUUCGCCUCCGUUAAGGUUCCCAAAAACAAGAAGUCCGUGAACCAAGUCUGGCAGGUGGGUCCCGCGGUCAACCAAACCUCUGGUUUCCCCGACAAACAUGACAUCGUCGGCCCCAACCUCGAGUCCUUUCAGACCUUGUCCUUGGCAGCUAGGCCCAUUACGGGCACUACCAUUAAUCCCACUACACCUAGCACUAGCAGUAGUGGUGGUGGUGGUGGUGGUGGUGGUAGUGGUGGUGGUCGUGGUAUUGCAGGAGGGGCUUUGAGGAUUGGGAGUGGAGGAAACGUGGUUUUGUUCUCUGUUCUUGCAGCUCUCAUUGCUUUCUAA